UUUUAUCUGUUUGGUGCUGCCAGGCUUAGGCUUGUUUCCGGCUUACAAAUGAAGAAAUCAGGCGUUUGAUGCCCAGAGAUGGUUUAGAAAAGAGCCCAAGCUGUCACUUGUCUAAUUUUGAUUACUAAAGAUAGUAUAGGACUUGCUUCACGUGGUUGUGGAGUCUAGGGUCAGUUAGUGCAAUUGAAAGGGCUUAGCACAAUGCCUGACACUCGGUAAGAACUCACUAAUUGUUAACUGUUCUUACCAGUGUUACUGUGACAACGGACCCAGCCUCCUGCUUCUGGUGGAAUGUGACAAAGUGGUCACUGAAUCCUAUGCAUCUGGUCCUCCAUUCCAGCACAUUGCAGUUUACUCCAGAUGGCAGAAUUUCCAUAGUAUCUCUGAGUCCCACAUCUUGGUGUGGGGCUUCAGUCUCAGCUCCACUGGCUAGAAAAGUAAAUGGGAUUUGCACAAAUUAAAAGCCGAACUGAAAUCCUGACUGCAGUGUUAAUAUCCUUUUCUUCUGGUUGUUACUAACAGGAAAGUCAAUGUCGUCAGAAGACCUAGAAGCCCAGGAGGAUGAAUUAUUGGCCCUGGCGAGUAUUUAUGAUGCAGAUGAGUUUAGAAAAGCGGAGUCCGUCCAAGGUGGAGAAACCAGGAUCUAUCUGGAUUUGCCACAGAAUUUCAAGAUAUUUGUGAGCGGCAAUUCAAAUGAGUGUCUCCAGAAUAGUGGCUUUGAAUACACCAUUUGCUUUCUGCCACCACUUGUGCUGAACUUUGAACUGCCACCAGAUUAUCCAUCCUCCUCCCCACCUUCAUUCACACUUAGUGGCAAAUGGCUGUCACCAACUCAGCUCUCUGCUCUCUGCAAGCACCUAGACAACCUAUGGGAAGAACACCGAGGCAGUGUGGUGCUGUUUGCUUGGAUGCAGUUUCUUAAGGAGGAGACCCUCACCUACCUGAAUAUUGUCUCUCCUUUUGAGCUCAAAAUGGGGUCUCAGAAAAAAGUUCAGAGAAGGACAACGGCUCAGGCCUCUUCCAGCACAGAGCUAGGUUUUGAAGGAGCUGCUGGAUCUGAUGUAGACCAAGAAGAAAUUGUGGAUGAGAGAGCUGUGCAGGAUGUAGAAUCAUUGUCAAGUCUGAUCCAGGAAAUCUUGGACUUCAAUCAAGCUCAGCAGAUGAAAAGCUUUAAUAGUAAAUUGUUCCUGUGCAGUAUCUGUUUCUGUGAGAAGCUGGGUAGUGAGUGCAUGUACUUCUUGGAGUGUAAACAUGUGUACUGCAAAGCCUGUCUGAAGGACUACUUCGAAAUCCAGAUCAAAGAUGGCCAAGUGAAAUGCCUCAACUGUCCAGAACCAAAGUGCUCUUCAGUGGCUACUCCUGGUCAGGUCAAAGAGCUGGUGGAAGCAGACUUAUUUGCCCGUUAUGAUCGCCUCCUUCUCCAGUCUACCUUGGAUCUAAUGGCAGAUGUGGUGUACUGCCCCCGCCCAUGCUGCCAGCUCCCUGUGAUGCAGGAGCCUGGCGGUACCAUGGCUAUCUGCUCCAGCUGCAAUUUUGCCUUCUGUACCUUGUGCAGACUGACCUAUCACGGGGUCUCCCCAUGUAAGGUAACUGCAGAGAAAUUAAUAGACUUACGAAAUGAAUACCUACAAGCAGAUGAAGCUACUAAAAGGUUCUUGGAACAGAGGUAUGGCAAGAGGGUGAUUCAGAAGGCCUUGGAGGAGAUGGAAAGUAAAGACUGGCUGGAAAAGAACUCCAAGAGCUGCCCCUGCUGUGGGACUCCCAUACAG
Cricetulus griseus (Chinese hamster) is the source of this 1769-nucleotide messenger RNA. The record is from RefSeq and is a predicted model, not a curated record. NCBI's taxonomy places the organism in Eukaryota, Metazoa, Chordata, Mammalia, Rodentia, Cricetidae.